CGCUUAGCGUUUCCCCACCACACGUAACGUUUGUGAUCAUUGUUCUAGAAUAAUUAUUACAGUUGUUUGCAACAUAGUCUUUAUUGUAGUUGUGAUAAAAGACCGGAAGAAAGACUGUACAGCAACAGAGGCGGUGGCGGCAACAGGGCAAACUGGUCCUCGCUCUCGGUCCUAGUCUUACAACUGCAGCUGAUACUCUAUACUCGUGCUCAUGGAGCUGGAGGAGCGACAACUACGCGUCACCUCACGGACAGCAAGAGUCAGCAUGGAGAUCGUAAUGCGGACGACGUCGCUUUUGCUGGCCUUGUAUGUUGUUGCAAUACUGACAACGCCGCCUGGCACAACUGCUGCCGUCAUCCCUCAAUCAGUGCUACCACGACAAGCAACUGGAUCAGUCCGUGAGAAGCGCUUCCAGGAAGACAACAUCAACAGCAACAUGCUUGAGCUGCACAAUACUACAGGCGUUGAGCAGCAUAGAUCUGUGGUGGAGACGACCUUUCGACUUCCCACACUCGAGCCUCGAUUGCCACCCGUGCAUGAGAAUGCCAGCGAGAGGAGAGCAGAACUUGCCACAGAAGACGAACCAUCGUCACUGCAACCGCGCACGUCCACCAGUUCAAGGGUCGCCAGUUCAGGGGUCAGAGUUCACAAGUCACUGUUAGCUCGCACAACGAGCGCAAGUGUCAAGGUUCGCUUACCACCCGGGGCCAGCGUACACAGCGAUCCAUCUCAGAUUUCUGUCGACCCAAUCACCAUGUCCAUGACGACUACAAGCAAGCCAAGGACAGGGGCAUGCAAACCUGUACCAUACAGUCGACUGCUCGGGAAAUUCAAGAAAAAACUCCAUCGCCAGGCAGAGUUCUUGGAUACAUUCUGCAUGUUCGGCGCUGCCUGCUCAAAAGUUGCACAGAACCGCAAAUGCCUGUGCGAAUCGACAGGUUUCUGGCAGUACGAUCCCAAUCGGUUUCCUGCGUACAUCUAUUCUGUCAAGUGCCACGGUCAGACGUGUCCGCCUGAUAAAAGUUGCAUGCCCAAGAGGGAUCAGCUAUGGGUGCUGCGACGAAUACCUGGCUCCUGCGGCGGUGCACGUGGCAAACGUGAGAAGUGGAAAUGGACGAGAGAGCCAAUUUUCGCAUCGUGCAUGUGUGCAUAGAGUCCCGGACCAAUCUCCCACCAUGUACCGGACCUGAAAUCUCAACAAUGCCAAUGGUCUAAACUGAAUCAACGAAGCAACAUUGCAAUGCUGGUGGUGCCUCGAUGUCUGGCCAGUCACUGACUGAGUUUAGACAACCAAGCACCAUACUCAACUUGCUACGUCUAACGGCUAUCUCAGCCACUUCAGCAGCUUGUGCAAGCCAAGAAGCUCCGAGUGAACACUAUCAUUCUUGUCAGGACUGUACCAUGGCCGUUACUGUGUUUACUGUGACAUGUACAUGACUGUAUAGUUUACUAUGUUAUACUAUGCCAUGGCUUGCUUAGUGCGCUAUGGCUUACAGCACUACUAUGUGCUGUUCAGUACCCUACACACUGUCUUUGUCACAUCAAGAUAUUUU
Molecule: messenger RNA, 1553 nt
Organism: Sycon ciliatum
Lineage: Eukaryota; Metazoa; Porifera; Calcarea; Leucosolenida; Sycettidae
Exons: 2
Coding region: 212-1153 (313 amino acids)
Source: RefSeq, a predicted model, not a curated record